AUGUCUCUGAUUUUUUGGAGAAUAUAUUACGAUCCGCUAAUAACGAAAAUAGAUAGGGAUUUUGAAGGAUUCUCGAUAUCCGUGAAAACACCUACUGGAAGUGAAUACAAAAUCAACUUAUCUGUAAUGGCAUAUAUGAAUGAUUCACUAUGGAUAGCUGAAUCAAAAAUUCAACUAGAAGAGAUUUUAAAGACUGCAUCAAGUUUCUAUAAAAUGACAGAAAUAAAAGUUAAUGCGAACAAAUUGAUCUUCCUAACAAAUGCAAGAGGCAAUACUUCGAUGUUUUUUGAAAACCAAAUCUUAGAAAGAAGACAACAAGACGAACCUUUCAGAUAUCUAGGAUAUGAAAUAUGGAAAAAGAUCGAAAUUUCUGGCCUAGGAACGGAAGAAGAAUAUGAAAUCAUUGAGAAAAAGAAAAGUGAGGAUAAAACAGAAG
Messenger RNA from Paraglomus brasilianum, 436 nucleotides. NCBI's taxonomy places the organism in Eukaryota, Fungi, Glomeromycota, Glomeromycetes, Paraglomerales, Paraglomeraceae. The record is from the annotation of a GenBank genome assembly.